AUGCUGUCUAACAACAAUGUCCCCCGACGUGCCUUUGGCGAUGUCAGCAACACGAAAGAUCUCAAUCGUGGCGUCCGUGACGACUCUGCGGUGUGUGGAAAGUCAACCGUCGUGACCGAGAGCAAAGCUGGUCUCUCUCAGCCUGCUCAGCGCCCAAUGUCUUUGUCAAGCGCCAGAACCUCUAUCGACAAAGCCGCCACCACGAAGCCCAUGAACCCCGCUGGAAAAGCCCAGACUGCCAACAAGGCUACGAAGCGCAACAACGCCGUAUUCAAAGACCAACUGCAAACUGUCCCCGAGACAGACUCAUCCAAGGAAACAAAUAUCAAAAACGAGGCCAAGGCCAACGUGAAGGAAGCUGAGCGCGGGAUUCAGCCAACAAACAUCGCUGUGGUGCCAUCAAAGGCAACUGUGACUAGCUCUGCUCAUGUGGAGUCAGAUGCGACAAUCUCCGAGCCGGAGGACGUGAAGGAGCAGGUGCGCCCCAAGGAGCCUGUGUCGGUAUCAGAGCCCGAAGAGUGGGACGAAGAGGACACUGAGUACCAGGCUGCACUCACCGAAGUAACCACUAUCGAACUCUACCCCAGAAUGAACUCCACCACCCACAAUCAGAUGUUCCAGGCCAAGGACAUUGUUGAAAGUGAACAGACGGAAGAGGAUCGGGAGGAGGACCUUCUGGAUACAACUAUGGUGGCUGAAUACAGUGAUGAGAUUUUCCUCCAUCUCAGAAACAAAGAGAUCCAAAUGCUCCCAAUCGCUGACUACAUGGACAACCAAGCGGAGAUCCAGUGGUCGAUGCGUUCGGUUCUGAUGGACUGGCUUGUUCAAGUUCACCAGCGCUUCAAUCUCCUUCCGGAGACUCUGUUCCUUACUGUGAAUUACAUCGACCGGUUCCUGUCUCACAAAAUUGUCUCUCUUGGCAAAUUGCAGUUAGUGGGAGCAACUGCAAUUUUCAUUGCUGCCAAGUUCGAGGAAAUUACAGCCCCCUCUGUGCAGGAGAUUGUGUACAUGGUCGAUGGCGGCUACACUGUGGAUGAAAUUUUGAAGGCUGAGCGGUUCAUGCUUACCAUCCUGGACUUUGAUCUAGGAUGGCCAGGUCCCAUGAGUUUCUUGCGACGCAUCAGCAAAGCUGAUGAGUAUGACCUGGAGACCCGUACUGUUGCCAAGUACUUCCUCGAGUUGGCCAUCAUGGAUGAACGCUUUGUUUGCAGCCCACCCAGCUUUGUCGCAGCUGGUGCUCACUGCCUGGCCCGCAUGCUUCUCAACAAGGGCAACUGGACACCGGCCCAUGCUUUCUACAGCGGAUACCUCUAUGCUCAACUUGUACCAGUGCUCAGAACCAUGAUGGAUUGCUGUGAAAAUCCACGUCGACACCACGCAGCUAUUUUCGAGAAGUACGCCGAUCGCCGCUUCAAGCGAGCUUCCAUCUUCGUUGAAAAUGAGCUAGCAACCGACUUUGCUCUGCCAAAGAUUGCUGAUCUUCGGGAUCCCGAUCGCUUGGAUGGACUGGCCAACUAUUAA
This is a messenger RNA of Penicillium olsonii, 1521 nucleotides long. The record is from the annotation of a GenBank genome assembly. Lineage: Eukaryota; Fungi; Ascomycota; Eurotiomycetes; Eurotiales; Aspergillaceae.